UAUGCAGGUCAUUGCUUCGGUAUAGCGGGACUUCCAAACAACCCUUAUAUAAAAUAUAGAGCCGUAGCUGGCAGCUUGAAAAACCGUGAAAAUAAAGCAAACAGCGGCAUUCUCAGUUUAUUUUUUGUACACAUUAGCACGUCAGUGAUGGCGAGCAACGAUUUAGGGGUCGUUGUUGAUGGAACUCAAGUUUCCUACAUCGGUCAAGACUGUGAGGGUAUUCCUGAACUACUUGGGAAGAAAUAUGGACAUUUCGCAAAGCGUUUAGAUCUUAGUUUCAAUCUACUAAGGUCACUAGAAGGGCUAGAAGAAUUUGUCUGCCUGGAAGAACUAAUCCUGGACAACAAUCUUCUCAGAAGUGACCUACAGUUGCCUAGGUUACCACUCCUUCAUACUCUGACGAUCAACAAGAACCAAAUAACUGAAUUAGACAGUCUUUUGGAUCAUUUAGCUGAAGUGGUCCCUUUGCUUAAGUACCUCAGCCUCCUAGGGAACGAAGCCUGUCCUAAUGAACUUGUUAGCUUGGACAACGAUGAAAGUGACUAUCAAAGAUACAGGUAUUUCAUUCUUCAUAAAUUACCAAACCUGAAGUUCCUGGAUGCAAGAAAGGUUACAAAAAAGGAACAAGAAGAGGCAAGCACUCGGGGUGCCUUCAUGAAAGUGCUGAAACCCAAAGAUUUGGCCUCUGGUGAAGAUGACUUGAACGUGCUGGGUUUUCACCAAUAUACCCCAUUACCUCAAGGGACUCGAGAUGGCAGUAAUCACAAAGACGCAUCACACCUUGGUAAUGGCAACUGCUCUACCCAAGACCGCAAGAAAUUGCAGAGAGUUGUGAACACAGCCCAGUCCAUCACGUAAACCAACCUGCCCUCCACUGACUCCGUCUACACCUCCCGCUGCCUCAGGAAAGAAGCCAACAUAAUCAAGCACCCCUCCAACCCCAGUCAUUUUCUCUUCUCCCCUCUCCCGUCGAGCAGAAAAUACAAAAGCUUGAGAGCACAUACCACCAGGCUCAAGGAUGGCUUCUAUCCCACUGUUAUCAGAUUCUUGAAUGGACCUCUCAUACUCUGAAGAUGAACUCUUGAGCUCCCAAUCAACCUCGUCGUGGCCCUUGCACCUUAUUGUCUCCCUGCACUGCACUUUCUCUGUAAUUGUAACGCUAUAUUCUGCAUUCUGUUUUCCUUUUCACUACCUUUUCACCACACUGUAUGAA
Molecule: messenger RNA, 1213 nt
Organism: Pristis pectinata (smalltooth sawfish)
Lineage: Eukaryota; Metazoa; Chordata; Chondrichthyes; Rhinopristiformes; Pristidae
Product: leucine-rich melanocyte differentiation-associated protein-like
Exons: 7
Coding region: 148-858 (236 amino acids)
Biological process (GO): melanocyte differentiation
Source: RefSeq, a predicted model, not a curated record